CUGAACUUCAAGUCCUCACUCACUCUCUAGAGUAAGACCGAAGUCUCCAUCAGCAUGUCAUCUUAUGGUAGAACUGUAUCAGAGUCCAUGUCCAUUAGAGGUGGUGUUGGACGAAGGGCUAGUGGCUUAUGGGCUAGAAGUGCCCAUGGUGGAGCAGGAGGCUCUGGCGUUUAUAUUUCCCAAGCCUCUCAGCCUUUGUUGAUUGGCCCAUCUAGAGGAGGUGGAGGCUUUGUUUCUAGUGGUGGUCUCGGUUCAGCCACUGGUAUAGGUAUUGGUUCAGGUAUUGGAGCAAGCUCUGCUGCAGGUUAUGGUGCUGUGCUUGGAAGUGGUGCUGGGUUUGGACAUGGUGCUGGGUUUGGACAUGGUGCUGGGUUUGGACAUGGUGGUGGGUUUGGACAUGGUGGUGGAUUAGGAAGUGGUGCUGAUUUUAAUUUCGGAACUGGGUUUGGAGGUGGCAUUGGACGAAUGGAUGAUGGCAUAGUGGGCAAUGAGAAGUUCACCAUGAGGAUCCUCAAUGAGCGUCUGGCCUCCUACCUGAAGAAGGUGCACAUUUUGCAAAAGGCCAAUGCAGAGCUUGAGCUGAAGAUCAGUCAGUUUGUGGACAGCAGGACUUCACCUACUACACGGGACUACUCUGAAUCCUUGACUACCAUCAGUGAGCUCCAAACUAAUAUUCUGGAUGCCAUUCGUUUGAAAGGUGUGGUCCAUAUCAACCUUGACAAUGCCACAUUGGCUGCAGAUGACUUUAGGAUCAAGUAUGAGAAUGAAUUGGCCCAGCGUCAGGCCGUCGAGGCCGAUAUCUCUGGACUGAAGAGGCUGCUGGAUGAUAUCAACUUGAGCAAGUCAGAGCUCACUCUGCAGAUUGAUGCCCUGAAUGAGGAGAAGGUCUACCUGAAGAAGAUCCACAAUGAGGAAAUGGUGACCACACGCAGCAAGAUGAGUGGACAGAUCCAUGUGGAGGUGGAGUCUGCACCACACCAAGAUCUUACCAGCGUCCUGGAGGAUAUGCGAGAUCACUAUGAGACCAUCGCUUCCAAGAACCGGAGAGAUCUCGAGGCCUGGUUUAAGGGCAAAUUAGAGACCCUGAAACAAGAGGUUGCUGUCAGCGCAGAGACCGUAGAUACGUCCAAAACAGAACUGACUGUAGAGAAAACCAAAGUGCAGAGUCUGGAUCUGGAGCUGCAGUCUGUUCUGGCCGUGAAAUCAUCCUUGGUUUCCAAACUGACAGAGACACAGGCUUUCUACUCUACAUGCUUGUCAGGAUACCAGCAGCAGGUUACAAGUGUAGAGGUACAGCUGCUGCAGCUUCGAGCUGAUCUGGAGCGUCAGAGUCGGGAUUAUCAGAUGCUCCUGGACAUCAAGACCAGACUGGAGAUAGAGAUCGCAGAGUACAGGAGACUGCUGGACAUAGGGGCCAGUGGGAGUGUCUUGGUUUCUACUGACAAGAGCUCUGCUACCAAAGCGACUCCCCAGGCGGCUCCCCAGACGGCUCCCAAGGCUCAGGGGGAGGAAUCGACUGGAAAAUAAAACGUGUCCCUUAAACAACUGAUGACACGGUGGAAUGUAUUUCACUAAAGCAUGCAGACAAGUAAUAAAGAAACAUUUCAAUCA
Molecule: messenger RNA, 1611 nt
Organism: Tachysurus fulvidraco (yellow catfish)
Lineage: Eukaryota; Metazoa; Chordata; Actinopteri; Siluriformes; Bagridae
Product: keratin, type I cytoskeletal 50 kDa-like
Exons: 8
Coding region: 55-1527 (490 amino acids)
Molecular function (GO): structural molecule activity
Source: RefSeq, a predicted model, not a curated record